UGAAUAUGUAAGCGCCAGGAAGAUAUUUAAACAGGCGGGCGCCACGCACAGGUUCCAGUCCCGCGCAGCCCGCCCGCCUGCCCAUAGCGGUCCUAGUUCCGAGGCCCGGCCCCUUCGCUCCAGUCCAUCCCUGCGUGCGGAAGCGUCGCCAGCAUGUCUGACAAACUGCCCUACAAAGUCGCGGACAUCAGCCUGGCUGCCUGGGGACGAAAGGCUCUGGACAUCGCAGAGAAUGAGAUGCCAGGCCUGAUGCGCAUGCGGGAGAUGUACUCUGCCUCCAAGCCACUGAAGGGUGCCCGCAUUGCUGGCUGCCUGCAUAUGACCGUGGAGACCGCUGUCCUCAUUGAGACUCUGGUUGCCCUGGGUGCUGAGGUGCGGUGGUCCAGCUGCAACAUCUUCUCCACUCAGGACCACGCGGCGGCUGCCAUUGCCAAGGCUGGCAUUCCAGUGUAUGCCUGGAAGGGUGAAACGGAUGAGGAGUACCUGUGGUGCAUUGAGCAGACGCUGUACUUCAAGGAUGGGCCCCUCAACAUGAUUCUGGACGAUGGCGGUGACCUUACCAACCUCAUUCACACUAAGUACCCACAACUUUUGUCGGGCAUCCGAGGCAUCUCUGAGGAGACCACAACUGGGGUCCACAAUCUAUACAAGAUGGUGGCCAAGGGGAUGCUGAAGGUCCCUGCCAUCAAUGUCAACGACUCUGUCACCAAGAGCAAGUUUGACAACCUCUAUGGCUGCCGGGAGUCCCUCAUAGAUGGCAUCAAGCGGGCCACAGACGUGAUGAUUGCGGGCAAGGUUGCGGUUGUAGCAGGCUAUGGCGAUGUGGGCAAGGGCUGUGCCCAGGCCCUGCAGGGUUUUGGAGCCCGUGUCAUCAUCACUGAGAUUGACCCCAUCAACGCACUGCAGGCUGCCAUGGAGGGCUAUGAGGUCACUACCAUGGAUGAGGCCUGUCAGGAGGGCAACAUCUUUGUCACCACCACGGGCUGUGUGGACAUCAUCCUUGGUCGGCACUUCGAACAGAUGAAGGAUGAUGCUAUUGUGUGUAACAUUGGACACUUUGAUGUGGAGAUUGACGUGAAGUGGCUUAAUGAGAAUGCUGUGGAGAAGGUGAACAUCAAACCCCAGGUGGACCGCUAUCGGCUGAAGAAUGGGCGCCGUAUCAUCCUGCUGGCUGAAGGCCGGCUGGUCAACCUGGGCUGUGCCAUGGGUCACCCCAGCUUUGUGAUGAGUAACUCCUUCACCAACCAGGUGUUGGCACAGAUUGAGCUGUGGACCCACUCGGACAAGUACCCUGUUGGGGUUCACUUCCUGCCCAAGAAGCUGGAUGAAGCAGUGGCUGAGGCCCACCUGGGCAAGCUGAAUGUGAAGCUGACCAAGCUGACUGAGAAGCAGGCCAAGUACCUGGGACUGCCCCGUGAUGGCCCCUUCAAGGCUGAUCACUACCGCUAUUGAGAGCCCGAACCACCCUCACCUUCCAGCGGCCCCACUUCUUCCCAAAAGCAAAUGGCGCCAACUCUGCAAUUGCUUUCUCAGUGUCCUCUACGGACCCCUUGAGGCUGGUUACCCUUCUUCCUGUUGCAGGUGUAGCACGGGCAACUGAGAGGUCCCAGACAGGGUGGAGGUACGAAAGAGACCUCUACAUUGAACCAGGAGCUGUGGGGGUCUUGGAGGUGCUCAGUCAGCCACUCCUUAGGCUGGAAGUUGGUAGUGGUGGUCACAAAGGCCUUGUACGUCACCAUCCAGGCCGGCAUCUGGCCUAUGGACUUAGACUCGUGUGCUUGCUUUGCAGAUUUACUAAUUUCUCAGCCCAUGGAACUGUAUCAAAGGGCAAAGAAAAUCUCUGGGCGUUUAAAUGUUCCUGAGAGCUUGGAUUAUUCAGUGCUGGGGCUUCUCAUAAAUCUCAGAAUACUGAGGUUGGUCCUUUUAGACCCUGUUUCACAAUAUCCCUCAAUAGUCCAGAAGGGACAGAGAGGUGAUAGCCAGAGUUUAACAGGGGCCACAGUGACAUAAAAAACAGGCAUGGAUUUGCCAUCACAUUGUAAAAUGAUGGUUCCUACCACAACCCUGGGUCAAAAAAACUAAUUUGGUUCAUAAUGUUUAUAUAAUGUUUAGACUAUGAAAAGAAAGCAGGAAGGUGGGUAAAUAAAAAUUUUGGUGCCUGAAAGA
Chinchilla lanigera (long-tailed chinchilla) is the source of this 2166-nucleotide messenger RNA. It is a transcript of the gene Ahcy, whose product is annotated as adenosylhomocysteinase. Gene Ontology annotation, molecular function: adenosylhomocysteinase activity. The transcript is spliced from 10 exons. Lineage: Eukaryota; Metazoa; Chordata; Mammalia; Rodentia; Chinchillidae. The record is from RefSeq and is a predicted model, not a curated record. Gene Ontology annotation, cellular component: cytosol. Gene Ontology annotation, biological process: L-methionine cycle. Bases 154 to 1452 code for a protein of 432 amino acids.